Messenger RNA from Pseudomassariella vexata, 1071 nucleotides. RefSeq lists its product as uncharacterized. The transcript has a single exon. Gene Ontology annotation, molecular function: DNA binding. Gene Ontology annotation, cellular component: nucleus. Gene Ontology annotation, biological process: aflatoxin biosynthetic process; regulation of DNA-templated transcription. NCBI's taxonomy places the organism in Eukaryota, Fungi, Ascomycota, Sordariomycetes, Amphisphaeriales, Pseudomassariaceae. The record is from RefSeq and is a predicted model, not a curated record. Bases 1 to 1071 code for a protein of 356 amino acids.
AUGUCUUUUAUGCCAGACUUGUUCUCCUUACUCCCCACAGCCGAAGAUGACCUGGCCUUGCCGAAUGGCGACACAGCGUGGGUGUUUGAGACGGAUGCCGACCCCGCGCCGAUGCAAAUGCAGUUCUCCGACUUUGGGUUCACUGACAUUGACAUCCCCGAUGUCCCCGACCUAGCCGAUCUUGUUUCCGUUCAGGACUUGCCGGAAGGUUACCAGACGUCGAAUGGCUCCUCCUUAUCCGUGCCUGUAUCCCGAUCAACGUCUACCUCGCCGGCCUUGUUUUUAAGUUCGUCGUCGUCAUUGCCUUCUCCUCGCUUCCCGGUCGUAGUCGAGGCUCAGCCGCCCAUGGGACAAGUCCAGGCCAAUCUUCUCUGCCGGUCUCAGAGGUGCGGGUCUGAGACAUGCCUCACAACAGCUCUUCGCACCCUGAUGACCCUGCACAUUGCCCACUCGGCGUGCCUGAGUGCCCAUCGAGAGGCCCCGACGGUCCAGCAGGCCUGGAAAAUGGAGACGGUGCUGUCCGCGAAUAAGGACGUCGUCGCCAGCAUGGGUCCGAUUUUGGCCUGCCCCUGCUCGGCCAAGUCGCUGGUGCAGCUGUUGCUGCUCAGCAUCUGCGGCAACCUCAUUGCCUGGAAUAGCGCCAUGAUCAGUGCUGAUCUCAAGCAGCAAGGCGACGAUCCAUUCUCUCCAGCAGGCGCUUUGACUGCCGGCCCCACCCAGGCUCCCAGGGCGCGCGUCCUGCCCCAGCCCAUCACCAUCGGACAGCACCAGAUCAACGGCAAACUCGGCCGAGUCCUCCACACCCAGAUCAUGGCAGGCGAAUUGCGUAUGCUUGAAGGCCUCGUCGAGGCUCUGUCCCGCCGCUUCUGCGAGGCGCCAGGGUCAGAUGGCACCUCCAGCACCUCUCCCGUCGCCACGGACAUGAGGAAUGCCAACGGCCGCCCCAGUACUUCCCGGGAUGCCCCUUCGUUUCAGUCAAAAGGUCUCUCCUACAACGUGCACCGCCACAUCAUCUCGUCGUUGCGUACACGACUGGAGAAUACGCGGGCCAAGACUUUUUCUCAGGGCUAG